Molecule: messenger RNA, 986 nt
Organism: Aplosporella prunicola CBS 121167
Lineage: Eukaryota; Fungi; Ascomycota; Dothideomycetes; Botryosphaeriales; Aplosporellaceae
Exons: 3
Coding region: 90-851 (253 amino acids)
Biological process (GO): ubiquitin-dependent protein catabolic process
Cellular component (GO): nucleus; proteasome core complex; proteasome core complex, alpha-subunit complex
Source: RefSeq, a predicted model, not a curated record
CGCCAUCAUAUCAAACACAUCAACACCCACCUCCACACCACCCCCCGCCCGAGCCCUCUCCUCCGCCCCGCCGCCCUCCGUCUGCCACCAUGUUCCGCAACAACUACGACAAUGACUCGGUGACCUUCUCGCCCCAAGGUCGCAUCUUCCAGGUCGAGUACGCCCAGGAAGCCGUCAAGCAGGGCUCGGUCGUGGUUGGCGUGGCCAGCAAGACCCACGUCGUCCUGGCCGCCAUCAAGCGCAACGCCGAGGAGCUGUCAUCCUACCAGAAGAAGAUCAUCCCCAUCGACUCGCACUAUGGCGUCGCGCUCGCCGGUCUUGCCUCGGAUGCCCGCGUCCUUUCCAACUUCAUGAAGCAGCAGUCGCUCGCCUCCCGCCUGACCUACGACCGCGCCAUACCUCUCGCCGAGAUCACUUCGCGCAUCGGAGACCGCGCGCAAUCCAACACUCAGCACUACGGCAAGCGCCCUUAUGGCGUCGGCCUGCUCAUCGCUGGCGUGGACCAAAAAGGCCCGCACCUUUUCGAGUUCCAGCCGUCCGGCGUGACCCUGGAGAUGGUUGCGUGUGGUAUCGGUGCCAGAAGCCAGAUGGCGCGGACGUACUUGGAGCGCAACCUCGACGAGUUCAACGGCUCGAGCCGAGAGGAUCUGAUCAAGCACGCGCUGCGGGCGCUGAAGGAGAGUCUGAGCCAGGACAAGGAGCUCACUGUGGACAACACGAGCAUAGGCGUCGCUGGUAUUGGGGAGAACUUCAAGCUGUACGAAGGCCCGCAGAUCUCCAACUGGCUAGAGACGACGUUCGAGAACCGCGAAGGCGGUGCCGAGGGUGAGGGCAUGGAGGUUGACACUUAAACACCCCGAGUCUGCCUCAACGAUGAUUCUGGGGAGUUCUGCUCUAGACACACAUAUGAACUGUAGCACGAGAGUCGAAUGACAUGACAACGGCGCUAAGUUAGCUCGUAAUGAACAUUGAUGUUAACCACCCAU